AGGUCGUAAAGUCGAUUGUUGUUGUUUUGGAGCUUGUAAUUACUCAGGAAAGUAGGCUGCGACUGGAAAGAGCAAGUCAGCAACAUGUACAUGGUCAAGCCCUUCGUUACCGGUACGGCACUUGCUGGCGGUAGCCUGCUUAGCCUCCGCGUUUUCGCGCCGCGUCUAUUCGAUUCUGCGUUACGCAUACUCGGAAAUGACCGUUAUCAGAGCAUUACCGGCCUUUACGAUGCAGACUAUGCAGGCACCGACGUCGCGGAAGGGCUCGCGCACCGUCCUCAGGAAAUUACGGAUCAGUACUACUCGAUCGCGAUGGACUUUUAAGGCUUUUCUUCGAUUGACUUGAUUUGUUUCCUCAAAUAUGGACGAACGUUGUUUUUUAGAGGGGACAGCAAUACUUACAAUGAAUCUAAGUACUUAAUCAUGUGA
Molecule: messenger RNA, 429 nt
Organism: Amoebophrya sp. A25
Lineage: Eukaryota; Dinophyceae; Syndiniales; Amoebophryaceae
Source: the annotation of a GenBank genome assembly